AUGGCGCUUCAGAGGCCACUGCCGGUGGAGACACUACUACCGUUCGACCAAGUUCGUUCCUCGGAAACGCGCGCCGUCCUGCAAGAUGUCGACCGGCAAGACUCCAACAAUUACAGUCAAUCCCCGGAUAGCCAGGAAGAUGACGACGCCUCGGGCACUGAGAAGCCCAAGCGCCAAAAACGCUCGCGAGCAUGUGUCGCUUGUCGCAACAUGAAGAUCCGGUGCCUUCCCGUUGAGGGUCAGGAGGCGUGCAAUGCAUGCUCCAAGGUGAACCGCCAGUGCAUCAUGCCCGGUCCACCUCGCAAACGACAAAAGACGGUCCAUAAAGUCGCCGAACUCGAGAAGAAGAUCAACGCACUGACGGAUGCGCUGCUGGCAAAACAGCAGCAGACGGACGGGGCCAAGGUAGAGGCUGAGUCGCCGGCAAAGGACGCUCCGACAACUUCAAGCUCCGAGCCAGCGCGGACAGAGGAUACUUCCAACACCAGUCUGGACAGUUACCAUCGUGCUAUGAUAGAGCAGGCAUUCCCGUCAACCACCCCAACUCGAUACAAUACGACUUGUGGUGCCGUGACCUUCGAACCUCUUGCGAGGGAUGACUAUGUCGACGUCGUCGAUCGCGGAGACUUGACAGUAGAGUCUGCCACCAAACUGUUCUCUUUUUGGAGGGACCGCAUGUGUGAAACCAACCCGAUUGUCAUCUUCCCUCCUGGCGCUGAUAUUCAGGAAAUUCGGAAAGCUCGUCCCAUGACCUUUUUGGCCAUUCUGACGGCUGCGAGCGCGGUUAUCCAACCUUCCGCCCAGCCUGCCCUGACCAUCGAGCUCAAUCGCCAGAUCUCGGAAAGGGUGCUUUUCCAUGGCGACAAGUCCUUGGACCUGAUCCAGGCCAUGUUGUUCAAUUCGCAAUACUAUGUCAGACCUCGCACUGCUCGAGACAUGACUUUUAACCACAACAUCCAAGCCGCAAGCGUCAUGGCCUUGGAGCUUGGGAUCGGGAAACGGUCCAAGGUGGUAAGGAGUCCGGAAGAGGAGGUAGAAUUUUGUCGAACAUGGCUCGCCUGUUAUCAGUCGAAUAUAACUGUCACGACCAUUCUUCGCCUUCCGUCACUUGUAAGGUUUGGUCCCCGGGUCGAAGAGUGCCUCGAGACCCUCUCGAAAAGCCCGUACGCUGCUCCCAGCGACAAAUGGCUAUGUGCGACCGUUGGUCUUGCCCGCAUUGCCGAAGAAGUCUCGGCGGCUUUCGACAUGGACGAUCCAGGUGCCGAGCUCAAAUUCACCGAGCCGAGGAUCCAGCAUCAGCUGAAAUGCUUCCAGAGGCAGCUGCGCUUGUGGGAGAAAACAGUCGACGUCUCUAUCGACCCACGGUUCGUGCGUCACCACGCAGCUUGUAUCAAUCUGUAUAUCCACGAGAUUGCCAUCCACCAAGACCACAACGUCGACGACUUUCGCCCUGCGGCGCAUUCGCUAGAGGAGCGCAAGCAACCCGAAAUCGUCACUGCGGCACAUGUCGAAGCCUUGUCGACCCUGCUGACCAGCAGCCAUCAAGUGCUGGAUACCUACCUCUCGCUUGAUUCCGACUGCGCCCGCACUCUUUCCAACCUCUACAUCGUCUGGGCCUCCUACGCCAUCAUGGUGCUGAUGAAGCUGCACUGGAUAUUCAACUCCCCCGAAUCGAAGUUCGGGGCGGUUUUCCUUCCUGAUCUGCGGACGAAUUACUAUCUAGACGCGCUACUCGGUCGAUUGAGCGAGAUCUCGGCCAACGGCAAGAACCCGUGCGCCGCGGCUUUCGGGUUCGUCUUCACGAAGCUCAAAAUGUGGCAUCUCCACCGUACGGGACAACUCCCCGAUGAGGAGGCAGGUGGUGGUCAGGAUCGCGCGUCCAGUAUCCUGGCACAGAACACUGGGGAGGCCAUCCCUUCGGCGAAACGGAUGGACAUAACCGGGAUUCUAGGCCCCACUAGCAAUGAUACACCGCCGGCGACUCUUCCGCAUCAACGACCGUUUACGCCGGGCUUCAUGCCAGGGGGAAACUGGAACAACGUCGAAUCAGCGGGCCACCAUCAAUCCGGUCAGAACCUGAAUGCCGCGUACGAUGCCGCAAGCUACGGCCGGACGAAUUGGGAUCAAUUCAACUUCAGCACCGAAGAAUUGGACAUGUUUGACAUAUACAUGAACAACAGUGGAUGGAUGGGGUAUUUAUUGUAG
This is a messenger RNA of Cladophialophora carrionii CBS 160.54, 2205 nucleotides long. RefSeq lists its product as uncharacterized. The record is from RefSeq and is a predicted model, not a curated record. Lineage: Eukaryota; Fungi; Ascomycota; Eurotiomycetes; Chaetothyriales; Herpotrichiellaceae. Gene Ontology annotation, biological process: regulation of DNA-templated transcription. Gene Ontology annotation, molecular function: transcription cis-regulatory region binding; DNA-binding transcription factor activity, RNA polymerase II-specific; zinc ion binding. Gene Ontology annotation, cellular component: nucleus. Bases 1 to 2205 code for a protein of 734 amino acids. The transcript is spliced from 3 exons.